AUGCUCCAGGUUCCCCCGACGUUCGAUGAUGUGGCCGUUUAUUUCUCCCAAAGUGAGUGGAAGAGUCUGAGCACCACUCAAAGAGAGCUCUACAAGUGUGUGAUGAAGGAGAACUAUGAGUGUAUGCUGUCUCUGGGUAAAGAUCUUUUCAAUAAUCAUUUGCUCUUAAAGAAUCACAGAAAAUAAAACUGCCCUCACUGUUCUUGCUUUCCGUUGAUCUGGAGUUAAAGCUGUUCCUGGAGGUGGAACUUUCAUUUUAAGAGACAAACCUAUAAACAUGAAUUAAUAUACUUGUAUUUGAGUGAUGUCCUGAUGUUAUUAUAGAUUAUUCCUGCUUUGCAUUCAUCCCUCCUUUGCCUUUUGCAGGAUAUUCCAUAGUGAAACCUGAUGUUGUGGCCCGGAUUGAAGGAGGAGAGGAGCCGUGGUGUGAUGCCGGGUCUCUAUGUGAAGGGGACGGACCGGUCGGUGUGCCAGGUGAGGAUAGAGGUAAUUACAUAUUUUCUCUGUUUCUACUUAAUUUGAAGCAUGCUUGCAAAAAAAGCUAUUCAAUAAAAUGGUUUUGAGAUAUAUCAUUUUUCAUGGAGGUCACUGGAGACCUGACUAUUAUACUGGUUUGGGAUUAUCUAGAGAUAUAUUUACUUUACAUGUAAUGGAGGAUGGGAAUUGUACUCCAAUAUUUUGUAAUAUUAUAUUUCACCUCUUGCUUGGUAGAUGAGAAUCCAAAUAUGGGACCAGAAGCACUUAUUUCAACAGAAAACUGCUGGACGGAUAUUGCGUUACCAGAGGGUUCAUCUUGGGAGUUGGAUAUGAAUUCCUUAGCAGUGGUGAAAAUUGAAAACCUGGAGAUGGUGUUGGACUCGGAACCAGCGAAGAUGCAGAUCUCUGCUGAAAAGCCUCAUAUCUGCAGCCAUUGUGGGAAGAGCUUCAACUGCUAUGCCUCAGUCAUAAGGCAUCAAAGAAUGUACAUGGGCCAGAAGACUCACCAUUGUACACACUGUGAGAAAGGCUUCGUGCAGAGGUCAGACCUGAUGAAACACCAAAGGAUUCACACUGGUGAUAGGCCAUAUCAGUGUAGAGACUGUGAUAAGAACUUCACAGAGCGAUCUGCCCUUAUCAACCACCAGAGAACACACACGGGAGAAAGACCUUACAAAUGCCUGGAUUGUCCAAAAACCUUUAAUCAGAGGUCAGCAUUAACAAAGCAUCGAAGGACACACACGGGUGAGAGACCGUAUUGCUGUUCUAUAUGCUUAAAGAGCUUCAUCCAGAACUCUGAUCUGGUGAAACAUCUGCGGACACACACUGGGGAAAAACCAUAUCAAUGUCACACAUGCGAUAAAAGAUUUACAGAAAGUUCCGCAUUGAUUAAACACAAGAGAACACACAAUUCUGACCGGACCCACAAAUGCUUGGUGUGCAGUAGAAGCUUCUCCCAGAGUUCAGACCUUAUUAAACACAUGAAGACACACAACAAUAUUAAUAUUACUGUGCCUGAUGCCGAUGAAGUGUUAGGCAUCCAGUCUGAAACUUUAAGCUCGUGUAAGGACAUGAUCAAAGCUACUGUUGCUCCUUAUGUUUGUGCUGAGUGUGGGAAAACAUUUAAACAGUGGGUUUCUUUCAUCAGACAUCAACAAUCUCACUCCAAGGACAGACCGUACAGAUGUCCUGAGUGUUGCAAAACCUUCAUUCAGAAUUCUGAUUUAGUGAAACAUUUAAGAACACACACAGGGGAGAGGCCCUAUCAAUGCGAAGAAUGUGACAAGGGCUUCAUCCAGAAAUCUGACCUUGUUAAACAUUUAAGGACACACACUGGUGAGCGACCGUUCCAUUGCUUACACUGCCAAAAACGCUUUAGUGAAAGGUCUGCCUUGACUAAACAUCAGAGGAUCCAUACUGGGGAAAAACCCCACAGGUGUGCAAUAUGUGAAAAAGGGUUUACUCAGAGGUCAAAUCUAAUCUUACACCAGAGGAUACAUACUGGUGAACGCCCCUAUAAGUGCGCCCACUGUGCCAGAGGGUUCAUCCAAAACUCAGACAUGGUAAAGCACCAGAGAAUUCACAGAAAACUGCAGUAUGUGGUCUCCAAACAACAUGGUGAUGUUUCAUUGCCUGGUUCUCAUCCGCAGACUUUCCACAGCCAAGAUAAAAUUACCCUGUAUACAAAGUUUGAUAAAAAUAUGGUUCUAAGAUCCAAUCCAGUGGAGCAGUUAGAGAAUAAAGUAGGAGAGAACCUAUACCAGUGUAUUUUAUGUGAAACCAGCUUCCUUCAGAAAUCUGCUCUCCACAAACAUUGGAGAACUCAUACUGGAGACAGGCCAUACGCAUGCCAACAUUGUGAAAAAAACUUCACUGAAAUAUCAGCACUUAUUAAACACCAUAGAACUCACACUGGGGAAAGGCCUUAUAAAUGCACCGUCUGUGAAAAGGAUUUUAUUCAGAGGUCUGCUCUGACCAAGCACAUGAGAAGCCAUACUGGAGAAAAGCCUUAUUCCUGUCUUCAGUGUGGGAAGAGCUUCAUCCAGAACUCCGACCUGGUCAAGCACCAAAGAAUCCACACUGGAGAGAAACCGUAUCACUGUACGGAAUGUAACAAAAACUUUACGGAAGUCUCAUCUCUGGUGAAACAUCGGAGGACACACACUGGGGAGAGACCAUAUCCAUGUCAGCAGUGCAAGAAGAGCUUCACACGGAGCUCUGACCUUGCUAAACAUAUAAUGAUACAUUCUGUAGAAAGCCCACCAAUUGCUACUGCCUUCCAUGAAAUAGUUAUUGAAGAACCUGAAAAAAUGAGACCGACUUCAGGAGAGCAGACAUCUCCAUAUCAAUGUCCAGAAUGUGACAAGAUGUUCUUGUUUAGACCUGCUCUUAUGAAACAUCUGAGGACUCAUCUGACAGAGAAACGAUAUCCGUGCAAUGAGUGUGAUAAGAGCUUCUUUCAAACCUCAGACUUGGUUAAACACCUUCGAACUCACACAGGAGAACGCCCCUAUCAUUGUGCACAAUGUGACAAGGGCUUUAUUCAGAACUCUGACCUUGUCAAGCAUCACAGAACGCACACUGGUGAGCGACCUUUCACAUGCAACGAGUGCGACCGUGGCUUUGUUCAGAGAUCAGCCUUGACCAAGCACAUGAGAACUCACACUGGAGAAAAGCCGUACAGUUGUGAGCAAUGUGGGAAAUGCUUCAUUCAAAACUCCGACUUGGUGAAACAUCAGAGGAUCCAUACAGGAGAAAAGCCUUAUCACUGUCCAGAGUGUAACAAGAGCUUCACUGAGGGAUCAUCUCUGAUAAAGCACCGGAGAAUUCACAGUCAGGAUAGACCCUAUCCUUGUGCACAGUGUGGAAAGCGCUUCAGUCAGAGCUCCAAUCUCCUGAAACACUUGAAGAGCCACGUAGAAGAAAAGCCACAGAUUAAUUUGGAAGAGGCCCAUAGUGCUUCUUUUCUUGAAUCCGUUAUAAACAGGCCCAGCAGUGGUGGGGAUUCUUCAAGUCCUGAUAAAGGAAGUAAUGUUACUCCCAUUACAGUAAUUGGUGCUGGAGAAAAGGUGUUUAAAUGCACUGAAUGUGAGAAGAGCUUUGCACAUAGAUCUGUACUCAAUAAACACAUGCGAAUCCACACCGGAGAGAGACCGUACAAGUGCUCCCAGUGUGUACGGAGCUUUAUCCAGAAGUCUGAUCUUGUCAAACAUUACCGUAUUCACACUGGCGAGAGACCCUAUCAUUGUAACGAUUGCGGGAGGCGCUUUGUGGAAAAGUCUGCUCUCUGUAAGCACCAGCGAACCCAUAUGAGACAGAGCCAAAGUCCCAAAACUGAGAACAACAUUCAAGAGCCGGACCAGUUACAGCACCAUAUUACAUACUGGGGCGAAUCAGAAGAUGACCCGCAGAGUUUGAUUCCAAAGCUACAUGUUGUUAAAGAAGGCAAUAACCCUCCAAUUAUCAGACCAUAUUAUCUGGGCAGCAGCUUCAAAAGUUUUUAUCCUUUGUUGAAAAAUAAAAGAAUGUCACCCAGAAGUCCAUCAUACAGCUGCCAGCAUUGUAGUAAGAGUUUCAUGCACAAAUCUGUUUUCAUGAAGCACCAGAAAAUGCAUGCCGAGGGAGGGAAGUCUCAUAAUUGUAGUGAGUGCGGCAAAAACUUUUGCCAAAAAUCAGCUUUGGUAAAGCACAUUCGAAGACACACUGGAGAGAAACCAUACAAGUGCACAACGUGUGGGAAGUGCUUCGUUCAGAACUCCGAUCUUGCCAAGCACAUGUGGGUUCACACUAGCGAGAAGCCGUACAAGUGUAGUAUAUGUGAAAAGUGUUUUGUUCAGCGCUCAGCUGUGGUCAAGCACUUGAGGAUCCAUACUGGUGAAAGACCGUAUAGGUGUACAGAAUGUAACCGGGGAUUUGUUCAGCGAUCUGACCUUACAAACCACCAGCGGAUCCACACUGGAGAAAAGCCUUAUUCCUGCAGUUGGUGUGGCCGUGGCUUCAGUACUCGCUCUGCUUCUCUACGACACCAGCGAGUGUGCUGUUCUGUGAGACCGAACCAAUAUGCAGAGAACGAUGGCAAUCUGCAAUCCAGUUCUUGGACGAAACCUUCUACAGACUCUGCCAUAGCUCCUACCUUAAUUGGAGAAUCCCCAAUCGUGAUGGUGAAGAUGUAACGAGAUUAUUUAUAAGUAAACUGCCCUAUGGAAUUAUGUUUUAAUGAAAUAUGGACUAUAUGGAAAAUAUUUUUGGUCAGAAAAAAAAAAAUACACCGAGACAAAAUAACAGUAUUGAAACUUAUGUUCUGGAUACACAGAGAAGGAAUAUUAUUGUGAGCGUUGGUGAAAACCAUGGAGAAUAUUUAUUAGUUUUAAAUUCUUUUCAGUGAGCUUUCCCUUGCUGUGUGAUAGUUAAUUAUUUGCCUUUAUUUACAGGGCACUUAAAGUGUUAACAGAUUAAACCCAAUACAAUUUUUUUUGUUUAGGUUGCUGGGCAAUCCCAUUUGUUUUGUAAAAGAGGGGUUUAAAAACCAUUUGUCAAAAGGAUACAAGCUAAAACAGAUAAAAUAUAUAAUCUCAUUAAUCCAAUGUUUCUGUGGAGAGGGCACGACCGUAUGUUCCAAAAAAUACAGUAUUUAGCAGGUAAGCUCCAUUUACCAAAUAGAAAUAUGGAUUAUUUUUGGCUUAACAUGUCAGGAUCACAUCUACCCUACAGGCCAGAAUUUCAAAUACAACUAAACAAACCGUCCCUUAGUCCCCGUCUUUUUUUUUUUUUUUUUUGUAUUCCUUCACUUACUGGGUUUGGGGGGAUAUUUGUAUUUCAUGGCUCACCUGUCAUUGAUUUAAUAUUGAAAUAAUUACACAAUGUAUAAUUAUAUGCUCACUGUUUGACCCCUACAUAGCCUUCUGUAAUUUAGUGACCAGUAUUAUCGAUAUAUAUAUAUAUAAGCAGAUGAAUGCAGAUACAUUUGGGCAACGUAACCAGCUUACUUAAACUUCUGAAUACUGAACUAAUUCAUGAUGAUCCAAUUGGUACCACAAGAAUUCUCUUUACCUGCUCCGAGGGCGGUAACUCAUUUACACAUGUCAGUGCGUAAAUAUACAUGAAACGGACAGGCUAGCUGAGUUUGUGGCCACUAAUAUGUGUUUGUGGCUACUUAGGCAUGCCAGCUAAUGUGUGUGAGAAUGGAUCGUUUGGUACUUUGUGAAGAAGAGUGGUGACAUUUUGUCUGGAUCCAAAUGUUUGUACUUGAUUGCCAGUUUUUGGGGAGGUUGUUAGGAAUUUUGUAGGCCUGAGAUGGAAGACCUUUCAUUAAUAGCUAUCAGGGCUCUAGGGCAAUGUCACAAUCCUAGCCUGAAAUUACAAUUAAUUUGCAGCAGUUUAACGACGUCUCUGAGCUGUUUGUAAAGUGUCAUCGUGUCCGUAUGAAUGUCAGGUCCAUGUUACUCAUAUGUAUCUAUGGCUCUAGCGCCACUGUUCAACGAUAAUGAGUCUUUUUACAAUGUGUGCACCAAAGAUUAUCUACAGUGGCACGUGGAAUUCACGCAGUGUCUUAAAUAAAUUGAUUGGCCAGAUUAAACUUUUAUUGAAAGUGGGAUGUUAAAACACUGUAAUAUAAAAAUAAUCUCCUGUAGCAAACGGAGUAAAGUGCUGAUUGCUACAAAAAUCUGGUGCCCUAAAGCCAGACUCGGGACAUGCGUUCUCUGUAUGACGUUCCUGCUGAUCAGAGAGACUCCAAACCCAAUAGUUUAGUGUUAAUGUGAUAGAACGUAGGUGUGGAGUACCGCUGGUUUCUGCAGUUGCUUCCAGUCGCCCAGUACUCAGACACUCACUGAAGGCCGUGUACACAAAGUGCAGGUAUAUGGAUGGGUAAUGAGAACAAAUGUUGUUGUUGCAAGGUGGAGUCUUGGGCUUUGGAUGGUUUGACAAAAGCCAGAGGACCUUCAUCAUAACCACUAUACGAAGCUAAAGUGCUUGAAAUCUUUCUCUAAACUGCUUUGAUAUUCUUUUAGUAAAGAUGUGAUUAUACUACAUACAGUGUACGUAGGAAGAGGUUUGAUGAAUGAGUAUAAUGGAUUUCUUUAGAACAGAGUUGCCCAAUAGGUAGAUCUGGGGAGCUACCUUUUUUACCUCUUGGGCACCCCUGCUUUAGAGUAUUAUUGCUACUUGCUCAAACCAGUGUGUAAUUCUCCACCAGCCACAUCAAAUCCGUCAUUGUCCAGGAGUAUAGGGAUUGCUGCACACAAAGGAUUGUGGGGAAAUGUUAUAUUCUCCAAAAAUGUGUGUGUUGCCGCUUCUUGUGGGACGCCGGGACCCUCUAGUGGACAGUUGGCGGUGA
This is a messenger RNA of Pelobates cultripes (western spadefoot toad), 6811 nucleotides long. Lineage: Eukaryota; Metazoa; Chordata; Amphibia; Anura; Pelobatidae. The record is from the annotation of a GenBank genome assembly.